GGCGUCAAUCUGGGCAUUUCUAAUUCCAUUUAUCAUUCAAAUCACUAAUUAAUCAUAAGAAAUCCUCAUUUAUGGCGAACAUAUUUUUUGACGCUGUUUUGUUUUGAAAACAUCUAAACAAACGAUGACGUUGACAUUUCACUCGAUAUUGACAAUUCAAUUUUGAAUGGGAACAUUUUUUUCUGUCUACGACAGUCUUACACGAAUUUUAGUAAACAAAAUAUUAUUCGGAAGACAAAAAAAAAUCAAAAGACAAAUCCUUUCAAAAUGACAACAUCCACUUUAUUGGAUAUUGAUGUUGACUCGUUGUUCGAGCAAUGCAGUAUUAGUGAAAUUGACCUCGUUCAUAAGAAGCUCCAACAAAACAUCGAAGCCAAAAAGGAAGAAUUAAGAAUUAUGGUUGGUGAGCGAUACCGUGAUCUUUUGCAAGCCGCUGAUACAAUUGGUGAGAUGCGAAAAACAUCGUCCAAUGUCAUUGAACACAUUCACGGCAUCAUCGGAAGUUGUCGAAAUCUAAAUGAACACCAGCUAAUUGGUUUCAAAAUCGAUACGAAUGCCGAACGUGGUAUGGAAACUGUACAAAAGAAUUACUACGGAUGUAUGGCACAAAUACAUCUUUUAACCAAAUUACCAGAAUUGAUUUGGAGUCAUCUAGAUGAAUGUGACUACUUCGUGGCCACGCAAUUGUUUAUUUUUGCUCGACACAUUAGCACUGGCUUGCAAUUGGAUACAAAUAUAAUGCGAAAAUACCCAGUUGUAAAACGUCAAUGGAAUCAUUUGAAUCAAUUUUUCUUUAUGAUAAAACAAAUGUGCUUGGACGAAUUGGAACGACCCGAAUUGACUACCGACACGGCAGUUAAAUGCUUGACAAGUUUAGUGUUACUUGAAAAUUGUCAAUUGGAUAAAUUGCUGACUAUGUUUAUACAACUGAGAGCACGGGCAUUUCGUAGAAUGCUUACAACUAUUAGUGAUGAAAAUAAUGCAAAACCACACCAAUCAGCCAAACGCCGAAUCAUAGAUAGCUUGCAACUACUUAAUGAAACGGUACUGCAAGUUUUUAAGUGCUUUAUCGAUAGUUCAGGCAGCGAAUCGGGAGCAGACAAUAAGUGCUUGUUAGCCAGGGAAUUGGAAUUGAUUACGGGACCAAAUGCACAACCUGUGAUUCAUAUGCUCCAAAUGAACGAAUCGCUGAUGAAUGACACCUUGCCAUCGCUUAUAUCGAAAUUUAAACCACAGAUGCAAAUGCAACCAAUCGAUUCGGAUGCAGUGAGACGGUCACUGGAUACAUGGUUGCAAACAACUGAAAAUGACUCAAAACAACUGCUGAAAACUGUCAUCGGUAACAUCAGCUCGGUCCGAACUAUUCACAAUGUGAACAAAGCCGUUUCAGAGCUAGAAAUUCCAUCAAAUUGGCCGCUAAUUUUGCAAAGUCUACAAUUGAGCAGUAACAUUGAUUUCUAUCACAAGUUCUAUCAACCAAUGAUGCAGGAUCGUAUCAAAGCCAUCAUAACGACAUCCUGGACAACAGCUGUUGAACACACAGAAAAGAAGAUCUGCGAAGUAUUUGAAUCGAAUGUUCCGUCAUUGAUUGACGAAAAUUCAUUCUGGGACGAGAAUAGCGAAGAUAGUCCAAAGAGUUUGAAGCAAGCUUUAGAUAUGAAUCGUCAAAAUCAUCGUCUUCUCAUGAAAACGAAGGGCUAUUCGCCUGAACUGUGCACGAUUUGCAAUGAAUUGGAUAAAAGUGUUGAAUCCAUAUACAAUGAUUUGAGAUUAUACGUCAGUUCGUUGGGUGUAGACAGUAUUGAAUUGAGAGAAGAUCCAAUUGUUCGCAAGGAACAAAGUCAUCUCGUGGAAUUUUUGAAAAGUUGCAGUCAAAAUGGAAUUUCUGAUUUGAUAUCAAAGAUCAAAUUGUUGGGAGUUGCAAACAAUGAACGUGCCUAUUCCAUAGUAUUUCUCGCCAAAUUACUAAAGGCAAUCACCGAAAUUUGUCCGAAUGUGAAGCAAUGUUUGAUGCCAACGUCAUUGCUUCUAUCAAACACAUGGAAUGAGUCAUCAAAUGUAUCCCACAUGGAACGAUUCGAGCAUUGGGAGCGAAUUUGUCGCUUGUUAAAUGAAGAAUCCGUAAAUCUAUGGAAACAAUGGAUCGAUUUAUUCAUUGGUGAUAAUUUACGUAAACAUAAUGGCCUUUGUUUUAGAAUAAACAUUGAUUUAAUCAAUUUACUGGAUUUCUUCCCAAAUUGGGAGACAUACACAAUCGAAGGAAAAGACGAUGAAUCAAACUCAUCGGUGCAGUCAACGAUCCGAGUGCCAGCCCAUCCAAGCAUUCCAUUGCAAAAGUUUCUCAUCGAUUGUUGUACUAAGUUGAAUGAGAAAGUGGCAGAAACCUUACCAAAGGCAGUCACAUCCAUAUUGACCGAUCGUCUAUUAAAUCGAAUUGUGCACACGUAUGUGGAGCUCAGCAAUCGAAAUGAGUUUGUGUUCACCAAUCAAAAUGCAUGCCUACAAUUUUAUUUCGAUUUGAAAUUUUUAACGAUACUGUUUUUGAAUGGAAAAUGGAACGAUCAACUGCAAUCGUUGGCCGGAAAAUUCAAGUCUCGCAUCGAUCCAUUUGAUCUUGAAUUACUUCACGGAAAGUUACAUACAAAUGUGAAGCUUUCUGCUCAACGAAAACAUCAACAGUACGGUCUGCUCAUUCCAAGCACAUCAACAAAUCAAUCACUAUUAGCCGCUGUGACAAAAACCAGUGGAGCCAAUUUAACACAAGAAAAGGAUCCAAAUCUUCUGUCGUUGGCAAACAAUGGUGUGGCACACAGCAAUUGGUUUACAAUGCUUCCGAUUGUUGUUUCAACGAAAACAUCGGCCACAUUAAGUGAGCCGGUUGAAAACAAAGCGCCAACAACACAAAUCAAGUCAGAAAAGAGAAAAUCACCAUCGAAAUCUAGUGGAACGACACCGCAAUCAAGCGCUCAGCAAAAUUUGGCAAAUGUCAAAUCAAAUGCUGCCGCAUUUUUUGGUGCUAUGUCGCAGGAUUGGUUUCGAUAAUUACACGAAUGUUCUGAAAAAUAUAAAAAAAUUCACAGCGCAUGCUUUGUUACAUUAUCUUUUAUCUUAAUAAAUAAAUAUGAUGCUUAAUUGAAAA
Molecule: messenger RNA, 3139 nt
Organism: Contarinia nasturtii (swede midge)
Lineage: Eukaryota; Metazoa; Arthropoda; Insecta; Diptera; Cecidomyiidae
Gene: Cog1
Product: conserved oligomeric Golgi complex subunit 1
Exons: 7
Coding region: 268-3042 (924 amino acids)
Biological process (GO): intra-Golgi vesicle-mediated transport
Cellular component (GO): COG complex; Golgi apparatus
Source: RefSeq, a predicted model, not a curated record